Thrips palmi is the source of this 1079-nucleotide messenger RNA. RefSeq names its product platelet-activating factor acetylhydrolase IB subunit gamma-like. The record is from RefSeq and is a predicted model, not a curated record. The transcript is spliced from 4 exons. Bases 145 to 756 code for a protein of 203 amino acids. Lineage: Eukaryota; Metazoa; Arthropoda; Insecta; Thysanoptera; Thripidae.
CCUCGCCGAAGUCGGGGGUGUCGUGGGGGCGGCAGGUAGCGGCACAGCUCGACGGUGGUUACAAGUUGCAUUUUGAGUAAAGGAGGUUUAGGGCAUUCUUCGAGAUGAAUCCGUGCACUUUGCCUAAGCCUGCAGUGGCUUACGAUGGUGAUGGAGAUCGCUGGAUGGACAUUACGGUUUUUAGGAGAAACUAAAGAGCGAGAACCAGAUGUUGUGAUAUUAGGGGACUCAAUGAUGUCUCAGCUGGAGCAACGAGGAGUAUGGAGAGACGUUUUCAUUCCGAUGCAUGCCUUGAAUUUCAGUAUUGUUGGAGACCAAAUCCAGCAGGUUCUCUGGAGAAUCCAAAAUGGUGAACUAGACAAUAUUAAGCCUAAGGUGGUCGUGUUGUAUGCGGGUGAACCAAACUUGCGUUGUGUCGAUCCCCAGAAGGUGUCUGAAGGAUCAAUAGAAGCUGUGAAAGCAAUAAGAGAAAAACAGCCUGAUGCAUUUAUUUUAGUUCAGGAAAUAUUACCACGUGGUUUAAAUCCCAAUCCUCUCCGAGACUCAAUUGAACAGUAUAAUGAUUUACUGAGAAAAGCGCUUCACAAUGUCCCUAGCUGUAAGGUAGUACCGGUAGGGGAUGAUAUUGUCAAACCUGAUGGAACCAUAAGCCAUGCAGAUCUUUAUGAUUGGUACUACCCCACAAAUGAUGGUUAUUUGAAAGCAUUGGGGCCGUUAAUUAAUGAAUUAAAAUCCAUCCUUCAAAGGUGUAUGUAAGACUGACGUUUCGUCAUAAUGUGAUGGUGAAGGGUCUCAGUUCACUACUGUUAAAGCAAUAACAUUUUAUUGGCUUAUGGCUUGUGUUUUGAUACAAGUAAAUUCUUACAUUUAUUUUUGAAAAUUAAAAUUGAGAUUUUAUGAACUAUACCUAUCUGCCCGUAAAAAGAGUAAAAAACAAUGCAAAUAUUUAAAAUAAAUAAAAUAUAAACAUAUAAUUGUAUUAGCUUAAGAAUAGAAUGCAACAAAGGAUAUUUUAUCCAUCUAGUCUUGUUUCCUAAAACUUAGAUCUGUUCCACAACUAAAGUAAAUCAUGAACUAAA